CGCCUGCUGUCAGCCACCGCCGGCCGGCCGGGCUCCAGGGACUGGCUCUGGGUCGGUGAUGGUACCGAACCGGGCAGCUGGUUCGGGGAACAUCUGGUUCCAGGAGCAGCUGGAUGCGGCGCAAAUGAAGCGGAACCAUCUGUGGAUGAGUGUUUGUAGUGUGGGGGACAGAGAUGAGGUGACACUCAUCAUCUGUGUUUGUUUACUGAAAGCUAAAAGCUGCUUUCUGUUGGAUCUGAGCUUCAGAGGCGGAAGUAAAUCCUCCUAAAUCAGCCCGUUUCUCUGCAUCUUCCACUAAAUGAAAUUACAUUAUUAUUAUUUUAACUAAUUAUUAUUAUUAGGUUCAUUCUGACCAGCCUGUCGGUGACACUAAAUACAACCAGAAGACGGUGAUGAGCUGAAGGUGAGGAUGGAGGACGACUGCAGACCUCUGCUGGGCUCAGAGCCCUCUGGGGAGGGUUUAUCGCAGAGAGGCUCCGCUGGCUCCCUGGACAGCCGAGCUAAAAGGCCGUUCUAUGUGGAGCCCAGGAACAUCGUGAGUGAUGACCCACAGGAGCGGAUCUCCGCCGAGGCCGCCGUCCUGAACAGUCGAGUGCAGUACUACAGCAGACUGACGGGCUCCUCCGAUGCCGUGCUGAGUCCUCCCAACCACGUGAUCCCCACAGCCGAGGAGAUGUACAUCUACAGUCCUCUGGGGACGGCCUUCAAGGUGUCGGACAGCGACCCGGCCUCCAGCAAUCCCAGCAUCGUCACCAUCUUUGCCAUCUGGAACACCAUGAUGGGAACGUCCAUCCUCAGCAUUCCCUGGGGGAUGAAGCAGGCUGGUUUCACUCUGGGGAUCAUCAUCCUCAUCCUCACCGGCCUCAUCAUGCUCUACUGCUGUUACAUCGUCAUCAAAUCACCAAAGGCCAUCAAGGGCGAGGACACGUCCAACUGGGAGUUCCCGGAUGUCUGCAGGUUCUACUUUGGGAAGUGUGGCCAGUGGUCCAGCCUGCUGUUUUCCAUGGUGUCCCUUGUUGGAGCCAUGGUGGUCUACUGGGUCCUCAUGUCCAACUUCCUCUACAACACCGGGCAGUUCAUCUACAACAACGCCCACAACGUCAGCACAUCCGACUCCGAGUUUGGGACCAACGGUUCUGUUAGAGUGAUCUGUCCGUACCCCAGAACCGACCCUGAAGUAAACGGCACGUCGUAUCUGGGCGCCACUGGAAACCACACGUCAGACGGCGGCUUUGAGGUCUACUGGAGUAAAACCGGCACCAUCCCGCUCUACCUCAUCAUCCUGCUGCUGCCGCUGCUCUGCUUUCGCUCCGCCUCCUUCUUCGCCAGGUUCACCUUCUUCGGCACCAUAUCUGUGGUUUACCUGAUCGUUCUGGUCACCAUCCAAGCCGCCCGCCUCGGCUUCCACCUGGAGUUCCACUGGUUUGAUCCUUCUGAGCUCUUCGUUCCAGAGUUCAGGCUGCUCUUCCCUCAGCUGACUGGUGUCCUCACUCUGGCCUUCUUCAUACACAACUGCAUCAUCACGCUGAUGAAGAGCAACAAGAACCAGGAGAAUAAUGUGAGGGACCUCUCUGUGGCGUACCUUCUCGUCGGAGGGACGUAUAUGUAUGUGGGGGUGCUGAUCUUUGCUGCCUUCCCCUCGCCGCCUCUCUCCAAAGAAUGCAUCGAACCAAACUUCUUGGAUAACUUCUCCAGCAGCGACGUGAUGGUGUUUGUGGCUCGGAUGUGUCUGCUGUUCCAGAUGAUUACGGUCUACCCUCUCCUGGGUUACCUGCUGCGAGUGCAGAUCAUGAGCCAGUUGUUUGGAAAUCAUUAUCCCGGUUUCAUUCACAUUCUGGUGCUGAAUGUUCUCAUAGUGGCAGCCGGCGUUCUGAUGGCCAUGUUUUACCCCAACAUCGGAUCUAUUAUACGGUUUUCUGGCGCCAUCUGCGGCCUGGCUUUGGUGUUUCUGCUCCCUGCUUUAGUCCACAUGGUUUCCCUGAAGCAGCAGGGGAAGCUCACCUGGCUGUCGGCCAUUUGCCACAGCGCCCUCAUCCUGCUGGGCGUGGCCAACCUCAUCGCUCAGUUCUUCAUGUAGCGGCUGGAGCUGCAGUUGGUGACGAGGAGACAAAGAUUUAUCGUCUGCAGAUUUAUUUCUCCCCUUCCCCCGUAUUAAAACCUCAUGAUUCUAUGGCCGGUAAAAUAAAAAUGAAACACGGUAACAUUUUGCUUUAAUAUUUCUAAUUCAGCAUCUGGCAUGAGGUCCAGAGCAGGUGAAGUUACCCA
Cyprinodon tularosa is the source of this 2265-nucleotide messenger RNA. RefSeq names its product solute carrier family 38 member 9 (gene slc38a9). NCBI's taxonomy places the organism in Eukaryota, Metazoa, Chordata, Actinopteri, Cyprinodontiformes, Cyprinodontidae. Gene Ontology annotation, biological process: amino acid transmembrane transport. The transcript is spliced from 15 exons. The record is from RefSeq and is a predicted model, not a curated record. Bases 410 to 2077 code for a protein of 555 amino acids. Gene Ontology annotation, molecular function: amino acid transmembrane transporter activity.